Fusarium graminearum PH-1 is the source of this 3915-nucleotide messenger RNA. RefSeq lists its product as uncharacterized. The transcript is spliced from 3 exons. The record is from RefSeq and is a predicted model, not a curated record. Lineage: Eukaryota; Fungi; Ascomycota; Sordariomycetes; Hypocreales; Nectriaceae. Gene Ontology annotation, cellular component: endosome; trans-Golgi network; plasma membrane. Gene Ontology annotation, biological process: phospholipid translocation; retrograde vesicle-mediated transport, Golgi to endoplasmic reticulum; endocytosis. Gene Ontology annotation, molecular function: ATPase-coupled intramembrane lipid carrier activity; magnesium ion binding; ATP binding. Bases 1 to 3915 code for a protein of 1304 amino acids.
AUGCCGCCCUCACAACAAUACCGCCCUUCCGACCCACCCGAUUCGCCUACGAAUGACUCGGACUCCGAUCUCGAUCUUGACAUCCAGGAGCUCGACCCAAUAUCAACCACACCAGCUCCAAGGGCCACCAAAGAGCAUCCUCCCACCGAGCCCGAGACUUCGCGGAUAGCCCUGCGAAACCUUCGUAUGGGUGGACUGCGGCGUGCUGGAAAGCGGAAUCGGGGGUACGGUGACCUCGGUCGGGAUAGAGAUGGAAACGACGAGCACUCUGAGGCAUUGUUGGGAGACCGUAACAGCAGCACGCCCCAAUGGUCAGAAGGAAGUGGCUACAAUGAAGAUGACCAGCCGUUACUAGGAGGCCAGCCUUCACAAGGUCGAAGGUCCAUCAACUCGGAUAGAGUCUCCUCACGGUUACGGCUUCCUAGUUUCAUGUCGAGUUCCAAGAAAUCAGACACGAACGACGCCGAGGACCGAGAAGACGAUGACCCCUCUUCAUCCCGACAUGUUGCUGUAGGCUCAACUCAGCCCGUACGCUUUCCGAACAACAUUAUCUCAAACGCCAAGUACACCGCCUUGACAUUCCUCCCAAUCACUCUCUACAACGAAUUCUCCUUCUUCUUUAAUAUGUACUUCCUUCUCGUGGCACUAUCGCAGGCGAUACCUGCCCUGAGAAUUGGUUAUCUGCUCACAUAUAUCGCCCCGUUGGCAUUUGUGCUUUGUAUCACCAUGGGAAAAGAGGCGUUUGACGAUAUUGCUCGGCGGCGAAGAGAUACUGAAGCCAACUCGGAGGAAUAUAAAGUCAUUGUCUUUCAGGAUGCCGAUUUGACACAGACUCCAGUUCGUCAAAGGAAACUGCUCAAGUCAGAGGUGUUGCAGAAGCAUUCAAGAAAGAAAUCCAAGGGAGCCCGAGAGAAUCUCUCUGAUAUUCUGGAAGAGGAGAACGUUGAGGCGCCACCUCCAUCUUCACGAGCCAUUGAGGUCAGCCGCAAGUCCAAGGACUUGAAGGUUGGUGAUGUUCUCAAACUUACAAAGGGCCAACGUGUACCCGCCGAUGUUGUUAUAUUGAAAUGCUUAUCUUCCGAAGUGCCCGCGCCUGCACCUAUUCCCGAGGAACCUGCGGAAGAAGAGACACUAUUAGCAUUCGAUGGCGAGGAGCCACAAGGGAAAGGAAAGCAACCUGCUGAAGCGGCUCCAGAACAAGAGGCGGAAAGUGGACCAGGAGGUGAGACCUUCAUCAGGACUGAUCAGUUGGAUGGUGAGACGGAUUGGAAGCUCCGACUUGCUUCACCACUUACGCAAAAUCUACCAACCGAGGAGUUCGUCCGUCUUCGUGUUACUGGCGGAAAGCCAGACAGAAAGGUCAACGAGUUUUUGGGUACAAUUGAGCUGGUCGAGUCUCGGAAGGAUGCAUUGGCACAUCAUGCGACAGUAGGGGAGUCUGAUGCAUCCCAUACGGCUGCCCUGUCGAUCGACAACACGGCCUGGGCCAACACUGUCAUCGCCUCCCAGGCCACGACGCUGGCUGUCAUCAUGUACACUGGUCCCCAAACACGCUCUGCCCUUUCUACAGCCCCUUCUCGUUCCAAGACUGGUUUGCUGGAAUACGAGAUCAAUUCCUUGACCAAGAUAUUGUGUGCACUGACAUUGGCUCUCUCAAUUAUUCUUGUCGCACUCGAGGGUUUCGGUAAUACCAAAGACAAUGUUUGGUACGUCAAGAUCAUGCGAUUCUUGGUUCUGUUCUCUACUAUUGUUCCCAUCAGUCUUCGUGUCAACCUUGAUAUGGGAAAAAGCGCAUAUUCUUGGUUCAUUCAACGUGACCCUGGUAUGCCUGGGGCAGUCGUUCGAACAAGUACUAUUCCUGAAGAUCUUGGCCGCAUUGAAUACCUACUCAGUGAUAAGACUGGCACGUUGACCCAGAACGAAAUGGAGAUGAAGAAAAUACACGUUGGAACGGUGUCCUACGCAAACGAAGCAAUGGAUGAAGUAUCGGCAUAUGUCAAGCAAGGCUUUUAUGUCCCGCCAUCGACGGAUCAUGUCUCCCAGAACAUGCUCAUUACUCCUUCAUCUACGUAUUCCAGCUCUGCAAACAUAGGUACGACACGUACAAGACGCGAGAUCGGCACUCGUGUUCGUGAUGUCGUGCUCGCUCUUGCUCUCUGUCACAACGUCACGCCUACUGUUGAUAUUGAGGACGGCAAGGAGGUUACUGGAUAUCAAGCAUCUUCACCUGACGAGAUUGCUAUCGUCAAAUGGACUGAAUCCGUUGGUUUGAAACUGGUGUACCGUGAUCGCAAGAGCAUGGUACUGGAGUACGCCAACAGCAAGAGACCGGUGGUUCGCGUGCGGAUUCUCGAUGUUUUCCCUUUCACUUCCGAAGGCAAACGCAUGGGUAUCAUUGUCCACUUCCAUGAGGAUGCCAGUGUUAAGAACCCUAGCCUGUCAAGUGGUGAAAUCUGGUUCUUCCAGAAGGGUGCUGACACAGUCAUGAGCUCUAUUGUUGCGUCAAACGAUUGGCUUGAUGAAGAAACUGCUAACAUGGCACGCGAAGGAUUGCGCACGCUUGUCGUUGGCCGCAAGAAACUUUCCUACGGCCAGUAUCAAGAAUUCGCUGCUCGGUACCAGACAGCAUCGCUUUCUAUUAGCGGACGUGAUGCUGGCAUGCAACGCGUGGUCUCCCAUUAUCUCGAAAAUGAACUAGAACUCAUUGGCGUCACCGGUGUAGAGGACAAGCUCCAGAAAGAUGUUAAACCGUCCUUGGAGCUUCUUCGCAAUGCUGGUAUCAAGAUUUGGAUGUUGACUGGUGACAAGGUUGAGACUGCUAGAUGUGUGGCAGUUAGCUCCAAGCUUGUGGCACGUGGUCAAUACAUCUACACGGUUUCGAAGCUCACGAAGAAGGACAAUGCUCAGGAGCAUCUUGACUUCCUCCGAAGCAAGACGGAUGCUUGUCUCCUCGUGGAUGGCGACAGUCUGGCCCUCUUUCUCACGCACUUCCGCCUCGAAUUCAUCUCUAUCGCCGUUCAACUGCCUACUGUUGUUGCUUGCCGUUGCUCGCCAAACCAAAAAGCCGAGGUUGCUAAGCUCAUCCGCGAGUACACCAAGAAGCGCGUGUGCUGUAUUGGCGAUGGUGGCAACGAUGUAUCCAUGAUUCAAGCUGCCGAUGUCGGUGUUGGUAUUGUUGGUAAGGAGGGUCGACAGGCCAGUUUGGCUGCCGACUUUUCGAUCGAGCAGUUCUGUCACCUGGUCAAGCUCUUGGUCUGGCAUGGCCGAAACAGUUAUAAGCGUAGUGCUAAGCUUGCACAAUUUGUUAUCCAUCGUGGCCUGAUCAUUGCUGUAUGCCAGACUAUGUACAGUAUUGCCAUCAAGUUUGAGCCUGAGGGUUUGUACAAGGAUUGGCUUCUUGUUGGCUAUGCUACUUGUUAUACUGCAGCCCCUGUGCUGUCACUUGUACUCGACAAGGACGUUGACGAAGACCUCGCCAAUCUUUACCCUGAGCUUUACAAGGAGCUGACAACUGGACGUUCUCUCUCAUACAGGACCUUCUUCGUCUGGGUAUUGGUGUCAAUCUAUCAAGGUGGUAUGAUCCAGGGAUUGUCACAGAUUCUCACCGAAGUCGAUGGCCCCAAGAUGGUCGCUGUCAGUUAUACUGUCCUUGUCCUCAACGAACUUCUUAUGGUGGCUAUUGAAAUCACCACCUGGCAUCCCAUCAUGAUCAUCAGCAUUAUUGGUACUUUCCUUUUGUAUAUUGGUUCCAUACCGUUCUUGGGCGGGUACUUUGACCUCGAGUUCUUAAUAACUUGGGGAUUUGUCUGGCGUGUUCUGGCCAUCGGUGCUAUUUCCCUGGUACCACCAUACGCUGGCAAGCUGAUUAGGAGGACAAUGAAGCCUCCAUCUUACAGGAAGGUUCAAAAUCGUUAA